Messenger RNA from Rotaria sp. Silwood1, 2016 nucleotides. The record is from the annotation of a GenBank genome assembly. Lineage: Eukaryota; Metazoa; Rotifera; Eurotatoria; Philodinida; Philodinidae.
AUGACAACGUUGAUAGUAACAAAUGAUGAAAAAGAAGAUAUUGUUUAUCCUUUACUUAAAACAACAACAACAACACCUGUUUAUAAUGAUAUUAUUAUUAUUGAAUCUACACAAUUAGAUUCAAUUAAUCAUCAUCAACAUGAUUUAGUUGUUAAUAAUAAAGAAAAAGAAAAAUCAACUGAAAUAUCAUUUAAUCAAAAUGAAUUUGAAUUAGUAACAAUUUCAUUUUACAAUAUUAAUUAUAUUAUUGGUAAUAAAACAGUUAAAAAUAAAUCAUCAACUCGAUGGCGAACAAAAAUAUUUCCAUUUUGGAAUCCAAUACCAAGCAAACAAAUUCUUACUGAUGUUUCUGGAGUUUUCACUCCUGGAAUGAAUGCUAUAUUAGGACCAACAGGUUGUGGAAAAUCGACUCUACUUGAUAUUCUUGCAGAUCGAAAAGAUAAUCAUGGAUUAACAGGAACUGUUCUUGUAUCAGGACAAACUCGUCCUUCUUAUUUUAAAUAUAUUAUUGGUUAUGUUAUUCAAGAUGAUAUUAUCAGUGGAACAUUAACUGUUCGAGAAAAUCUUCUUUUUUCUGCAAAUACUCGUUUAUCACGUUCAAUUAAAAUGAAUAAACGAAUUGAACGUGUCAAUCAAAUUAUUCGUGAUUUAGAUCUUGAAUCAUGUGCUGAUACUCUUAUUGGAACUGAUUUUGUAAGAGGUGUAUCAGGUGGAGAGAAAAAACGAACAAGUAUAGGAAUGGAAUUAAUUCUUUCACCCAAUCUUCUUUUCUUAGAUGAACCAACAACAGGACUUGAUGCAUGUACAGCACAAAAUGUUAUGAGUUGUUUACAUAAAUUAUCAAGACAAGGACGAACAAUUAUUUUUUCAAUUCAUCAACCUCGUUAUUCAAUAUUCAAAUUAUUCGAUAAAGUUCUUUUUCUUUCUUCUGGUCAUAAUAUUUAUUUAGGUCCAUCUAUUGAAGUUUUACCUUAUUUUUCUUCACAUGGUUUUAAUUGUGAAGAACAUGAUAAUCCAGCAGAUUUUGUUCUUGAUCUACUUAUUCAAUCAAAUAAUAAUUCUUCAACAAAACUUCAAACAGCUUAUAUUCAUUCAAAAAUGUAUUCAAAUAUUUGUCAAAUGAUAAAAAAUGAAAAUAAAAAUAAUUGUUUAUUAAAAAAUGAUACAAAUCGAACAUAUUCAAGUGAAUUUUAUUAUGUUGCAAAACGAACAUUAUGUAAUGUUUUACGAAAUCCAUCAUUAUUUGCAUCACAAAUUGUUAGUGUUAUUAUAUAUGGUUUAUUUACAGGUUUAAUUUUUAAUAAAUUAGAUACAACAGUUGAAACAGGUGUAUAUAAUCGUUUUGGUGCAAUUUUUUUUAUUAUUUCUUGUCAAGUACUUGGUUCAGUCAAUGCAUUAGAACCAUUGAUCAAAGAACGAGCACUUUUUAUUCAUGAAAAUGUUAGUGGUUAUUAUCGAAUAUCAAGUUUUUAUUUUGCUAAAUUAAUAAUUGAUGUUCCAUUGGUACAUAUUAUUCCUUCAAUUAUUUAUACAAUAAUUACUUUUUUUUUGACGGGUCUUCGUCAAUCAAUGGAAAAUUUUUUUCUUUUUUUUAUAACAAAUUUAAUGGCAAAAAUAUUUGGUUCAUCAAUGUGUUAUUUUAUUGCUGCUAGUACUUCAACAUUUGGUGUUGCUCUUGUUAUGGUCAUAUGUUGUUAUGUAACUAUGAUGCUUUUUAGUGGUUUACUUAUUAAUAUAUCAAGUAUUCUUAGUUUUCUUCGAUGGAUACAAUGGAUAAGUGUUUUUCGUUAUGCAUCAAAUGUAUUAGCAAUAAAUGAAUUUCGAAAUUUAACAUUAUGUUUACCAUAUGAUAUUGAUCAAUGUUCAAUGAAAGGUGAAGAGAUUUUAUUACGUCGUCAUAUAUCUUAUACAACAACUUGGGAUAUAUGGAAAAAUAUCGUAGCCUUAUUAUUUAUAUCUGGAACAUUUUUUAUUAUGGCUUAUAUUCAAUUGUUACGAAUUAAAAAAUUUAAAUAG